UAUUUAGAGUAUGACUAAAAAAUAAGUUAUACCCACUAAAACGUGAGUAAGAUUUUUUUUUGUUUGAAUAGUAAUUAGAAUAAUUGUAGAAAAAUGCAACUUGAACUAAACAUACCAUUCAAUCAAAACCCUAAUUGGUAAAACUUCAGCUGAAACCGGCGUAAAUGUUUUUUCAUCCGUAACAUUAUCGUUAUUUGUGUUAUUCAGUCACACCCAUAAUCUUUUUUGUUGCCUUCUUGGAACUUUGGGCUAGAGCUAGAGACAACAUGAACCUGAUUAACCGCAUUUUUGGAAUCGAGCUCUCACGUUAAAAGUUAGAGUGGCUAAUAUCUAUACUACCCUUAAUGAAUUUUCUAUAUAUACUAUUUCUUAUAUAAUUAAUUUAUUGAUCUAUAUGUCACGUUUGAUGUAUGUCUCCUUUUCAUUAUAUGAUUUGGUUUAUUUCAACAUAAUUUGUUUCUAUCUUUAAUUCGUCAUUAUUAUCCCUAUUAUCAUUGGAUUUAUCUUUCUAAAUAAAACAAACUAUUUAACCUAUAAUGUGUAUAUAUAUGUAAGUUAAUCCACACGUCCGUAAAAGCUUCAAAAUCAAACUUCUAAUAUCUUAAUAACAUGUCUCAUCUACGAAGGAAGCCAGCUACUUUAGUCUUUAUUGAUGAUAUUAAACCAGGGAACAAUAGUUACAAAUUAAAAGUGCAGGUUAUGAAAUUGUGGAAGCUAUGGAGAUCAAAAAAAGUUGUCUCCAUUGAGAUGGUUCUUGUGGACGCAACUGGAACAAGGAUACAUGCAUCCAUUGAUGAGGAUUUGAUACAAAUAUAUGAAGGAAAAGUGUUUGAGGGUGAUGCUUUUUUUAUAAGCAAUUUUACACUUGUGAAUUAUGCAACAGAGUAUAGGACAAAUCCUUUUCCGUACAAGUUGACGUUUUAUCGAACGACAAACAUUACUCCUUGUGAUGAUUUUCCUUCUUACUUGCCAAACAAGUAUCUGAAGAAUUUUUCAGAGAUUCAUUCUGGGAUCUUCAAGAAUGAUGUUUUGAUUGAUGUUGUUGGUCAGAUUGUUCAUGUUGGUGCUCUCACUGAAAUUUAUGCUAAAGGGAAACAAACUAACAAACUCAAUGUUAUUCUUCGGGAUGAAACUGCUUCAAAUUUGACUUGCACUCUUUGGGGUGAUUAUGGGAAACAGGUUAUAGACUAUGUUGAAGAAAAUAACAACUCAAUUGUUGUUUGUGUUGUGCGUUUUGCAUGUGUGACCGAGUACAAAGGAGUUCACGGUAUUUCGAAUGUGUUUAAUGCAACACAGUUGAUAUUCGAUCCUCCUGGUCCUCAUUUUGAUGAUUUUCGAUCAAAGUUGCCAAAAGAUGACAUUAUUCUCUCACGAGAUGAUGGAUUAUCUGGAUCUACUGUUUCUUGGCAUGAUGAGUUAUUUACUAAAAACCCUAGGAAGACAUUAAGAGAGAUAUUAAGAACUUCCGAGAUUGGAAAGUAUGUCACCACUGCAACUGUUAAGUCGGUGGAAACUAAUCCAAGAUGGUAUUAUGUCGUGUGUGCUGUUUGCGAAAAGACCGUUCAUCCAAUUGAAGAAAACCCUGGUGAUGAAGAGGGCCCAGUCAUGUUUGAUUGUCUACAAUGUAAUCGGAAUGUAACUGAAGUUCUAGCCAAGUUUAAGCUGGUGCUAUUGGUUACUGAUGAUUCCACUGAAGAAGCUAAGUUUCUUAUUUUCGACAAUAUAGCUUAUCCUAAUUUUCUUAAUAAGACAGCAGAUGAAUUAGCUGAGGAAGUGGCUGAGGUAUAAUGAUUGUGUUAUUGUCUUUUUUAAUAUAUAUAUAUAUAUAUAUACUGAUAACAAAAUUCAACAUAGAUUCUGAUUAUUUUUUAAAAUCUAAGGAUGAUGACUCUGUUUUGCCAAGAACUCUGAACGAUCUAAUAGGCAAAACAUUGCUUUUCAAGAUGGGUGUUACGUCCAAAAAUUUGAAGAGUAGGAAGUCAACUUUUAUAGUUGACAUAGUCACAGAUGAUGAAGUGAUCAUUGAACAGUUUUUGACUCAGAACUUAUCAAAGGUAUAUUCAAAUUCUUAUUAUAAGUCUGUUUAUUGCUUUACUCUAAUUAUUUAAGAACUUUGAUUUACAGGAUGCUACUAUUUCAUAUGCUGAUGAUGCUUCGCAGUGUUCCAUUAUGAAAAAUGGAAAUAAUAAAAGGCUGGGUGUCAUGGACGAUGGUGUUGUAAACAAACGAAGGCAUUAGAUAGGGAUGGGGCUUACUAUAAUUGGUUUUGUUUUAACUUAUUUCCUUUAAAACGUGUUGGAUAUUUUUUUUUUUUGGAUAUUUUAAUAGAUCAAUAAUUAUUUUAUUUAUAUUAGUGUUACAUUGGUGUUCUGGCUAAAUGAGAUGCAUGCAUUUUAACGUUGGUGUCGAGUUAACAUUGAUUAUAUACUGUUUGUUUAUAUUAGAUGCAUGCAUUUUAAUGCGGGCAGUUUAUUUAACAGUUUCAUAUAUCGGAAGAUGCAGUAUUAAUACUGUUUAUACUACUAGGGAUUAACCCGGGCUACGCCCGGGAUUUUUACUUUCUUUUAAUUUAAGUUGUUAAAUUAUUUAUAUUUAGGCUAUGAAAUAUAUUUAUAUAAAUGUUAAGAAUGCAUGCCAUACUUUAAAUUUAUUUUUAAAUUUUAACACGUUAAAUUAACAUAUUUUUUA
Molecule: messenger RNA, 2688 nt
Organism: Brassica rapa (field mustard)
Lineage: Eukaryota; Viridiplantae; Streptophyta; Magnoliopsida; Brassicales; Brassicaceae
Source: RefSeq, a predicted model, not a curated record